Messenger RNA from Hippocampus comes (tiger tail seahorse), 1956 nucleotides. RefSeq names its product sphingomyelin phosphodiesterase 5 (gene smpd5). The transcript has 8 exons. Gene Ontology annotation, biological process: sphingomyelin metabolic process. Lineage: Eukaryota; Metazoa; Chordata; Actinopteri; Syngnathiformes; Syngnathidae. Gene Ontology annotation, molecular function: sphingomyelin phosphodiesterase activity. Gene Ontology annotation, cellular component: cytoplasm; extracellular region. The coding region runs from base 188 to 1870 and encodes 560 amino acids. The record is from RefSeq and is a predicted model, not a curated record.
AUGUUUGUGUCGUGGUCACAGGUGUGGUCUGGUAACACGCAGGUUUAACCACCCAUGUGACGUCAUUACGGCUCGGCUCACUCAGUCCAUAAUGAAGGACUUGAGAACAGGUGUCCAGUGGAGAGGAAAGAAAUGAGGUGACACCGGAUUUUGCUGCGCUGGGGUUUUUAGCGAAGGGCCCUGCAGAAUGGCCCUGCAGACGUCCCCAUUCCCCAACCGGUGUGCUGCAGCCGCCCAUGCGACGGGCUGGGCAUUGAUUCUGCCAUGUUUCUGGUUUCUCGACCGCCUCAUCGCCGUGUGCAAGUCGACCACCUUCGAACGGAAACGAGAGGGCACGUGCUCCCUCCGCCCCCUCAAGGUGUUCUUCGGCUCCAUCACCUUCUUCCUUCUGUUUUUGGUGACUGCGCCCAUAGCCUUGUUAGGCUUCCUGUUGUGGGCCCCGCUGCAGGCAUGCCGCAGACCAUUCUGUUACCACCAAGAGACGGCGUCACUCCAGAAUGAGACGCACAGGGGCUUGGAACUGGAGGGAACGGCGUCGUUCGUCUUCGCCUCGGCCAACUUGUGUCUUUUGCCCGACAGUCUGGCUCGCUUCAACAACCUGUGUAACACCCAGCAAAGGGCUGCUGCUAUUGGCGAGUGUAUCGCUCAGGGCGUGGGCCGACCCAAUGUUCGUAUCUUUAUCGACUCUCCCAGCAGCUGUGAUACUCUCAGCCCCUCCAACAGUAUACUCCCCACCUCGAACACCUUUACAUACGGUGCUACAGACAAACAGGCUUCAGUCCCCAAUUCCAACAGUGACGUGGUUUACAUACCCUUCGAGGAUACAAAAGAACCCUCUGCUUCCAUCCAGCACAACUCUAACCAGAACUCCAACCAGCAGGGCCGACCGGGCCAGCGCAGCGCCCCGCGCGCUUUGCUCUCUCAAGGACUUGGCCAGCUGGGCGACGUGCCAUGGGAAGUGUCAACCAUGUUCCCCUCCCAUGUGGACAUCCUCUGUUUAGAGGAGGUGUUUGAUAAGAGGGCUGCACAGAAACUCACCCGUGCGCUAAGUCCUUUGUUUGCGCACAUACUCUACGACAUUGGGGGGUACGCCUGCCAGCCCCCGUGCAGCUGUUCCUCUUUUAAGUUCUUCAACAGCGGCCUCUUCCUGGCCAGCCGGUUCCCCUUCGUGGAGGCCGAGUACCACUGCUUUCCCAACAGUAAAGGUGAAGACGCGCUGGCUGCCAAAGGCCUUCUUGCCGCUAAGGUGUUGAUCGGGAAAAAUGUGAAGCAGCAGAAACUGGUUGGUUAUUUCAACUGUAUCCACCUUCAUGCACCAGAAGGUGAAGGAGCGAUCCGCUGUGAGCAGCUGAACAUGGUCACCAAUUGGAUUGCCAAUUUCCAAGCAGCCACCAGACAGCCUGAUGAGGAAGUGGUUUUUGAUGUGCUCUGUGGAGACUUUAACUUUGACAACUGCUCACCGGAUGACACCUUGGAACAGAAUCAUGGUCUCUUUGAGGAAUACAAAGACCCUUGCAGAGCAGGGCCGGGGAAAGAGAAGCCCUGGGUCAUUGGGACUCUGCUAGAGCAGCCAACGUUGUAUGACAACGCUGUAAACACGCCAGAAAACCUCCAAAGAACGCUGGAGAAUGACAUGCUGAGGAAGCGUUACAUCUGCCCUCCCGUUCCUGCCGCAGGCUCGCCAUUGGUUUACCCCGAAACUGACCAGCCGUGGAUUGGGCGAAGGAUUGAUUAUAUCCUAUUCCGAGAAAAGUCAAUUUCCAAGCACUGCCAAACCGAAGUGGAAGAGGUAUCAUUUAUAACCCAGCUGGCUGGCCUGACAGACCAUAUUCCUGUGAGCUUGAGACUGAAUGUCAGAAUGGACUCUUGACUUUGUCGAUAAGUCAGAACUUUGAACUGAUUCAAACAAUUCCAUUUUCAGAGAAAGGGAACAAAAUGUACGGAAAGUACAUUGCU